Ixodes scapularis (black-legged tick) is the source of this 357-nucleotide messenger RNA. RefSeq names its product carnitine O-acetyltransferase-like. Gene Ontology annotation, cellular component: peroxisome. Gene Ontology annotation, biological process: carnitine metabolic process, CoA-linked. The record is from RefSeq and is a predicted model, not a curated record. Lineage: Eukaryota; Metazoa; Arthropoda; Arachnida; Ixodida; Ixodidae. The coding region runs from base 1 to 357 and encodes 118 amino acids. The transcript has 3 exons. Gene Ontology annotation, molecular function: carnitine O-acetyltransferase activity.
AUGUCGCAAUACCAGCGUAUCUUUAGUGUUUACCGCUCGCCGGCCAUAGGCUACGAUAAGUUGGAGUUCAAUACGGCCCACCAGAAAUCUGGGAAACACGUGCUAGUCAUUCACAACGGCCAGAUGUUCACCUUCAACGCGUACGAUGCCCAAGGAGUGGCCCACGACGAAAGCAGGAUCCUCACCCAGCUCAUUCGAGUCGUGGAGAUGUCACCCGAGAAGGACGUCGGCGUGGGAAUUCUGACGACGGAACAUAGGGACGUCUGGGCAAAGGUGUACGCCAGUCUUGGCCAGACCAUUACUGGAAAGUGUAACGAAAUACUCGAGACGGAGAGCGUGCUGGUAAGGAUAUUAUAA